CUGGGCUGCAUCAUCUUAGGGAGUCAACGUUACUUCUGGCUCCGCACUAACUCAGACCAUGUGGACCGCAGAUGAGAUUGCCCACCUGUGUUACGAGCACUAUAGGACCAGGCUGCCCAAGCAGGGGAAGCCUGAGCCCAACCGUGAGUGGACAUUACUAGCAGCCGUGGUGAAGAUAAAACCUGCAGCUGACCAGGCCUGCGGCGGCACUAACAAACCAGCACAAGUGACAAAGGAAGUUGUCUCAAUGGGAACAGGAACGAAAUGCAUAGGCCAGUCCAAAAUGAGGAAGAGCGGAGACAUCCUCAAUGAUAGCCAUGCUGAGGUCAUAGCCAGGAGGAGUUUCCAAAGGUACCUUCUCCAUCAGCUCCACUUGGCAGCCGCCCUGAAGGAGGAUAGCAUCUUUGUCCCCGGAACUCAGAGAGGGCUGUGGAAACUCAGACCAGACCUCUUGUUUGUGUUUUUCUCCAGCCAUACACCCUGUGGGGAUGCCUCCAUCAUUCCAAUGCUUGAGUUUGAAGAUCAGCCCUGCUGUCCUAUCCGUAGAGAUUGGGCCAAUAACCCAUUAGUAGAAGCCAGUAGUGACCUGGAAGAUCCUGAAGAUAAAAAGAAAUGUGAAGACUUGGGUAGUCCUGUGACCAAAAAGAUGAGGCCUGAGCCUGGGAUUCCUGACAGUGUGGCCCACCAUCAGAGUUUUGGCCAUCAGGAAAGUGGCCCAGUCCCACCAAGUGUCAGUGGCUCUCAUCUUACUGCAGAGGAACUGGCCACUGUCACCGGAACGGCCCCCAGUGGUGCCAAAGUAGUGGACGUUUAUAGAACCGGAGCCAAAUGUGUGCCGGGAGAAGCUGGAGACUCGGGGAAGCCUGGUGCUGCGUAUCACCAGGUGGGGCUGCUCCGAGUGAAGCCCGGCCGGGGAGACCGGACUUGCUCCCUGUCCUGCAGUGACAAGCUGGCCCGGUGGAACGUCCUCGGAUGCCAGGGGGCACUGUUGAUGCACCUUCUAGAAGAGCCCAUCUACCUGUCAGCCGUGGUGAUUGGGAGGUGCCCAUACAGCCAGGAGGCCAUGCAGAGAGCUCUGACUGGGAGGUGUCGGAAUGUCUCAGCGCUACCCAGAGGCUUUGGAGUUCAAGAAGUGAAAAUAGAGCAGUCAGGUUUCCUGUUUGAACAGAGCCGCUGCGCAGUGCAGGCCAAAAGGGCUGACGGCCCGGGCCGACUUGUUCCUUGUGGUGCAGCCAUCAGCUGGAGCGCAGUUCCUGAGCAGCCACUGGAUGUCACUGCCAAUGGUUUUCCGCAGGGAACAACGAAGAAAGCAAUCAGGUGCCUUCAGGCCAGCUUUCCUGGCUCUUUGAUGCACCAACCAGCAAUGUUAACCAACUCACCAGGAAGAACCUAG
This is a messenger RNA of Neomonachus schauinslandi (Hawaiian monk seal), 1393 nucleotides long. It is a transcript of the gene ADAT1, whose product is annotated as adenosine deaminase tRNA specific 1. The transcript is spliced from 9 exons. Gene Ontology annotation, biological process: RNA processing. The coding region runs from base 59 to 1393 and encodes 444 amino acids. Gene Ontology annotation, molecular function: adenosine deaminase activity; RNA binding. NCBI's taxonomy places the organism in Eukaryota, Metazoa, Chordata, Mammalia, Carnivora, Phocidae. The record is from RefSeq and is a predicted model, not a curated record.